Molecule: messenger RNA, 402 nt
Organism: Knipowitschia caucasica
Lineage: Eukaryota; Metazoa; Chordata; Actinopteri; Gobiiformes; Gobiidae
Source: the annotation of a GenBank genome assembly
AUGCACGCGCGCCGCCCCAGUCCAGGUGAUGCUCUCUACUCCACGCCGGGUUUUGGUGCGUCCCUUGCGUUCAGACGGCUCUCGCAGACGGCUGCCUGCUUCUCCGCUCGAUGCACUGGCGCUGUUUACUGGAAGCCCCUCACCGCCUCUGCUUCUACCAAGUGUCUGUCUUGCGAGUCCGGCGUGAGAAAGCGUGCGGACUGCGAGCAGGACAAGACCAGUGCUGAGUUCUUUACCCCCUCAAAAAAAUCCUUCCAACAUACAUCCGAGCAGGGAUCAUGCCUGAUUGUAACGCUCUCCGCUGCACUGGACUCCACCACUGACCGCUUUCAUCUGCAAUGCACUAUUUCUACUCUUUCAUCUGAACUCGCUUUGGUUUGUCAACUUUCUCAUAUGCGGUGA